AUGGAUAACACACUAUUUGUAGAUGUUUUGGCCGGUGUUACCGGCGGAUUUGCAUCUGUAUUCGUGGGCCAACCGCUGGACACAGUGAAGGUGAAAAUGCAAUUGUUUCCUAAGAUGUACGGCAGCAUGUUUUCAUGUUUAUCAAGCACUGUCCGUCAACAAGGAUUCUUUGGUCUGUACGCCGGUAUACUACCAGCACUCGUCUCAAAUGGAGCCGAUGAGGCGGUCAUGUUUGGCACUUAUGGUCAGUGCCAGAAACUAGUGGCCAAAUCAGUCGGGACAGUGGAUACUACUGAUUUGAAUUACAUCGAAAAUGCAGCGGCGGGAGGUAUUGCGUCAUUUUUUUCGGCUUCAGUACUUUGCCCGACCGAAUUGAUAAAAAUACGUAUGCAAGGAAUAAACAAUGACGUUACGGCUAAUGUAAAAUUGCAAAAUCAAACAACAGAUCAAAUUUUUAAAAAAAUCUGGAAAUCUCAAGGUUUUAAAGGUCUUUACCGUGGGCUGGGAUGUACAAUAGUCCGAGAGUUUAUAGGGUGUUCAGUAUUCUUCGGUGCAUACGAACGAGCUCGCGAACUACUAAAACCAGACGGUAAACGAAAGGAAAACUGUGACGCUGUUGCUACAAUGAUGGCGGGAUCUUUAGCUGGGAUAUGCACGUCGUUGAUCAUUUACCCAAUAGAUGUAAUAAAAUCCCGUGUGCAGAUGGCAGUAAAAGAGAGCGAAUUUCUGAUGAUUCAAAAAGAAAUUCUAAGUAAAGGUUCACGAGGAUUGUAUUCUGGUUUAUUACCAACAAUGGUAAAAACCGUACCGGUCACUGGAAUUUUACUACUCACCGUGGAAUUUUCAAAAUCAUUUUACCGAAAAUUUUUUUCGGAAAUUCCGAAUUCACUAUCAAGUGUUUCCUAUGAAAAUUUUUUUUCCGUUUGUGAUUUUGUAUCCGGGUGGACAGCUGGUAUUGUUUCUACCUUAGUGGGACAUCCAAUAGACACAGUAAAAGUCAUACAACAAGUUACUAAUGAUAAUGUAGAAAAAACCGUUAGAGAUAUUUACAAUCAAGAUAAGUUCAAAGGAUACUUUAGAGGAAUGAUGUUUCCGAUCUUAAGUGUUGGUGUCGCAAAUUCAGCAUUUUUUGGAACUUAUGGUAACGUGAUGAGGUUAAUCCAAAUACAUCGCGACGACAGUAAAACAAAUAAAAAUAUUGAUGCCAGGUUUUGCUACGAUAAUGAAAAUUUACACAAAUAUUGGCAUUUGGAUGUAUUUAUUUCGGGUUGUAUUGCUGGUAUUUCUUAUGCAUUGAUAAACACACCAAUUGAAGUUAUCAAAACAUUAUUACAAGCAAGGAAUAUUUCAACUUUAAAGCAAGAAAAUGUGGAAAAUUUAAAAAAAAUUGAGCCAUUAAAAACGACCAGUGCAUAUAAAUUAAUGAUUGAACUUUAUAAUAUCAACGGUAUUCGUUCACUGUAUCGAGGUGGAACAUUAUUGUUUAUUAGAGAUAUUCCUAGUAUGGGAAUUUAUGUGUUAUCAUACGAACAUGUAUGUAGUAUGUUAAUGAAUAUAUCACAUUUUGAAACCAAAGUAGAGUCAAUGCCAAAACACGUGCAAAUUAUUUCUGGUGGUGUUGCAGGUGUACUAAGUUGGAUUUUAGUGUUGCCGUUUGACGUGAUCAAAUCAAAAAUCAUCACAGAUAACCUCGAGAAACCUUUAUACAAAAGUGCGUGGGACUGUACAAAAAAAACUUACAAUCAAGGUGGAAUUAUAAGUUUUUUACGAGGAUUUUGGUUACUCUGCUUACGGGCCUUUCCUGUUAAUGGGAUAGCAUUUGCAACGUACGAAACAAUUAUAAACAGUUGUAGAUUUGAAAAACCUGACCAAUUUAAGAAAAUUCCGGUUGAAUCUAAGUGGAUGUGA
Molecule: messenger RNA, 1908 nt
Organism: Melanaphis sacchari
Lineage: Eukaryota; Metazoa; Arthropoda; Insecta; Hemiptera; Aphididae
Product: ADP,ATP carrier protein 3, mitochondrial-like
Exons: 7
Coding region: 1-1908 (635 amino acids)
Biological process (GO): mitochondrial L-ornithine transmembrane transport
Molecular function (GO): L-ornithine transmembrane transporter activity
Source: RefSeq, a predicted model, not a curated record